AGUAUGGUGGUCUUCAGAACCCUCAGCAAGGUGGUCAAGCAGGCGACGACCGGCCCGGCUUGCGGCUGCCAGUCCUUGGCGGUGGCCGUCCGCGGCAUCAGUUUCUCGCCUCGCCAGGUGACGUCCGACGCCAGCUUUCACUCGGUGUCCUUCUCCGAGACGGACCACCCCAAAGUGCUCAUCACGGGUGGCCUGGGACAACUCGGGGUGGGGCUCGCCAAACUAUUAAGGAAACGCUUUGGAAAGAACAACGUGAUUCUGUCCGAUAUCAGGAAGCCGUCGAGCAACGUUUUCCACAGCGGUCCGUUCAUCUACUCUGACAUUUUGGACUACAAGAACCUACGUGAAAUCGUGGUCAACAACCGAAUCACUUGGCUGGUCCACUACAGUGCACUUCUCAGCGCCGUCGGCGAGGCUAACGUGGCGCUGGCCCGAUCCGUCAAUAUCACCGGGCUUCACAAUAUCCUGGACAUCGCGGCCGAGCACAACCUGCGUCUCUUCGUCCCAAGCACCAUCGGCGCCUUCGGACCCACGUCCCCGCGUGACCCCACGCCCGAUCUUUGCGUGCAGAGGCCCCGCACUAUCUACGGUGUCUCCAAAGUCCACGCUGAGCUCAUGGGAGAAUACUACCAUCACCGCUACGGGUUGGACUUUCGCUGCCUCCGCUACCCGGGAAUCAUUUCUGCCGACUCCAUGCCCGGUGGCGGCACGACAGACUACGCAGUCCAGAUCUUUCACGACGCCAUCAAGACGGGCAAAUUCGAGUGCUUCCUGCGGCCGGACACCCGGCUGCCUAUGAUGUACAUCGACGACUGCCUGCGUGCCACGCUCGAGGUGCUGGAGGCGCCAGCCGACACGCUCAGCAUGCGAACGUACAACAUCAACGCCAUGAGCUUCUCGCCUGACGAGCUGGUGCAGGAGCUGCGCAAGCACGUGCCGGAGCUGGAGGUGUCGUACAACGUGGACCCUGUCAGGCAGGCCAUUGCCGACUCCUGGCCCAAGAACUUCGACGACACCAACGCCAAGCGCGACUGGGCCUGGAAGCACGACUACGACCUGCCCGAGCUGGUGCAAACCAUGCUCAACUACCUUAGCGGCGACACGCGCAUGGCCCGCGCCAACUAG
Messenger RNA from Nerophis lumbriciformis (worm pipefish), 1125 nucleotides. NCBI's taxonomy places the organism in Eukaryota, Metazoa, Chordata, Actinopteri, Syngnathiformes, Syngnathidae. The record is from RefSeq and is a predicted model, not a curated record.